AUGUCGCCAGCUGAUUCGUCACGCGAGGAAAAUGUAUACAUGGCCAAAUUGGCCGAACAGGCUGAGCGCUACGAGGAAAUGGUUGAGUUUAUGGAGAAGGUAGCAAAGACAAUCAGUACGGAGGAGUUGACUAUCGAGGAAAGGAACCUCCUCUCUGUGGCAUACAAAAACGUUAUUGGUGCUAGAAGGGCUUCAUGGAGAAUCAUCUCUUCCAUCGAGCAGAAAGAAGAGAGUCGUGGGAAUGAGGAUCAUGUCAAUGUAAUUAAGGAGUAUAGGGGUAAGAUUGAGGCUGAGCUCAGCAAGAUCUGUGAUGGGAUUUUGAGCCUUCUCGAAUCCCACCUCAUUCCCUCAGCUUCAUCUGCCGAGUCCAAGGUGUUUUACCUGAAGAUGAAAGGUGAUUACCACAGGUAUUUGGCUGAGUUCAAGACAGGGGCUGAGAGGAAGGAAGCCGCUGAGAGUACUUUGGUAGCAUACAAGUCGGCUCAGGAUAUUGCAUUGGCAGACUUGGCUCCCACUCAUCCAAUCAGGCUGGGACUUGCACUGAACUUCUCUGUUUUUUAUUAUGAAAUCCUUAACUCACCAGAUCGUGCUUGCAACCUUGCUAAGCAGGCUUUCGAUGAAGCCAUUGCUGAGCUAGACACAUUGGGUGAGGAAUCGUACAAGGACAGCACAUUGAUCAUGCAACUUCUUCGAGACAAUCUCACUCUUUGGACUUCUGAUAUAACGGAUGAUGCUGGGGACGAGAUCAAGGACGCUUCGAAACCUGAAUCUGGUGAGGAACAGCAGUGA
Fraxinus pennsylvanica is the source of this 789-nucleotide messenger RNA. The record is from the annotation of a GenBank genome assembly. Lineage: Eukaryota; Viridiplantae; Streptophyta; Magnoliopsida; Lamiales; Oleaceae.